This is a messenger RNA of Pangasianodon hypophthalmus (striped catfish), 7768 nucleotides long. RefSeq names its product meningioma 1a (gene mn1a). Gene Ontology annotation, biological process: regulation of DNA-templated transcription. The transcript is spliced from 4 exons. NCBI's taxonomy places the organism in Eukaryota, Metazoa, Chordata, Actinopteri, Siluriformes, Pangasiidae. Bases 1178 to 4291 code for a protein of 1037 amino acids. The record is from RefSeq and is a predicted model, not a curated record.
ACUGCAGUUGUAUAAUAUUCUACAUUAUCUUACAUCACAUUGGAUAUUAGUGUUAAUAUUCAGGGGCAAUGAUGUAAUGAUGUAUUAUACACUCGAACUACGAACACUUUCCCAUUUAUUUCUUCAUUCACUUCACAAGUUUGCAUAAAGUUUGGCAACACUAUGACAUGACACGUAAUGUAGUAUACGUGUAUAUUAAUGUGUUAUAAUCGGUAUACUGUAGUAUAGUAUUUACAAAUAUAUAAUCUACACCAAUUCAUUUACUUGGCCUCCGGUUCAGAUUAAUAUACACUGGCUUUUCUUUGCAUCCGUGUGGGCGGGGUUUGUGGGAAGCCCCGCCCCAUGCGCACGGACGCCGCGUCCGUAUUGGUGAUCAUGCAGCGCUGGGAUAGAUGAGGGAAUGUCAAACUUGUUGCCGACUGUAGAGGUAAACACAUAAAGAAAAUCGGGACAACGUAAAGAUGAACGGUGCGUCCUGCUGGAGCGUCGCGUUUUGGAACCACGGCGAGCCGCCGCUCUAACAGGCGAGUAAGCGGGAGUUGAGCGCUCACCUCGCCGCCGCUCCGUUACAUUUCCCACAGUGACAAACCGCCGUGUUCCGGACAUUCAGCCUGCAGGCGAGAGACGCGCGCGCGCACAGACGGACUGCUCCUCGACUCCACAAUGAGACAAGUUUAUCUUCGUGCAGACGGAAAAAUGAUGACAAAGAUGGCGGAGUAAACACGAUCUUCCACAUUUCGCAACAUAUGAGCUUGGCUUGGGCGCGUUUGGGAGCGUGAGGAUGGGUCGUGUGCUGCUUGGCGCUGCGCCGGUUUCGCUGCCUGCAGCCUGCAGCCUUAUUCACGGCAAAGUCAUGUUAGUCAAGCUUUUUUGAACAUGUGCGUUCUUCAGGCUUUUAUCUUUAAGCUCGUGAGUGUGUGUCCUCCUCGCCAACAAAAGGACCAAAGUUUUUCUCGCUGCGUCGAUUUUACGGCGACUGCCCUCUGUUUGGGGCUCCGGAGCAUGGACCUGGUUGGAAAAGAAGAAAUUAAUAAAAAAGUGAACAUUUUGGAAUACAGAAAAUGGGAUUAGUGAUCAUUUUGGAUUAUUUCCAUUAAUUUUUUUUUUUAAAUUAUUAUCUGUGUGGUGAUUGUGGGCUUUAUGAACAGUAAUUGCACAAGCCUUGUGCACAGUAACAAUGAACACUAACUAUAACAGUUCUGGAUUUGACAUGAAAGCACCAUCAGUAGGUGUAGAGCCAGUAUUGGGCCCUUUGAACGAACCCCCCAUGCAGGGUCUCGGCUUCACUUCGGGUAGAGAGCAGUAUGGAUUCCAGCCUCACAGCCAUGGAGAUAUGCUCAAUAUCGGACUACAGCAGCAGCAUCAGCUCCAUAUGCCGCUGCCUUUCAACAACCAACAGCUUAAUCCUGACCAGCCUUCACACCCCUACCAGGAUGGGGUCACCUCCUGCCUGCAUGGGGACAGACACAUUGGCUUCAGUGGCAGCAACACAGGCCACCAGCACAUGUUCGAGACAGAAUUCAAUCAUUUCACAGAAGCUCAGACGCGAGAAUGCAUCUCGCAGCAGCAGCGGCUAGCCAGCAUGCCUGAUUAUCAGCUCCACGGCCAUCCUAAUGGUAAUCACGCCGUUCCGGCCCCAUGUUUGCCUCUUGACCAGUCGCCCAAUCGGGCCGCGUCCUUCCAUGGUCUCCCAUCCUCCUCUCCUGAAAGCAACAGACUGGAGCACUAUAGACUUUUCCCACAGGGAAGGGUAGGGGGGUCUCAAUACUGUUACCCAUGCGAUCCUAUCUCUGGACAUUUUGAUAUGGCCGGAUUUUCUACUCCUGAUUCCACUGAACCCAAAUUGUCCUAUUGUGAAGCAGGGAACCAGAUGGUUGGAGGUAAUUUCUCCACCUUCAAUCAAAGCGGCUCACGAGCUCCUAUGAUUGGCGGUUCUAAAGUCGAUCAGCAACUACCUCAGCAAAACACUUAUUCAGAGAGGUUUGGGAACAGGGGGAAAUUGGAACCAGGGGUCACUCCUAGACAUCACCUCAUGGCCCAACAGAGAGCAGGACCCAUGGCUAGGCAGAACCCUGGCUCCCCUGUUCUUCCACGGUUGUACCACACGCCAGAGUUUGUUCCAAAUAGUCCGGACAUGCAAAACAACAAUGUAGUGCUCCAUGGUCAGCAUGGCCAGCUGGAUCAUCCCAUACACAGAUUAAAUAACCACAACAUGCAUCCAUUUGGGGAGCCCAUGUUUAAUCCCCAGUUUGGACCUCAACCACCCCAUCAACAGCAUCUCAACUCUUUUCCCUAUUUAAAUAUGGCCAAGAGGCCACGGUUUGAUGCCCCAAAUGGCUCUGCUGGGGAGAGCUGUCGCCCCCUGAGAAGUGGCUUACAUAAUCGCCCAGGCCUUGAGAACCACCUCUCCCCCUCCGCCUUUCCUACUCCCAUGGGGGAAUUCACAACUCACGUGACGGAUGGUUUUCAAUCAGGCCCCCCACCGCUGAGCUGUGGCUCACAUCAACAGCAGCCACUGGCUCGCCAGCAAAACGCAGCCAUGAUGAUCAAACAAAUGGCAUCUAGAAACCAGCAGCAGAGAAUGAGGCAAGCAGACUUACAGCCUAUAAGUCAGCAUGGGGAUGUUACACAGAAUGGCAUGGUCCACAGAGGACCGAUUGGUGGCAUGUCUCAUUUGAAUUUUGACAAGAAACAUAAUUUUCAUGGAAACUUUGAUACUCAGAACCACCACCUACCUCACGAAAACUCCUGGUUUCCUGACCCACAUCAGCAAUGUAGGGAAACUAACAUUCAUGGAAUGGAGCAGUCACAAAAUGGACAUGAUAUUUUUAGAUCAGGGGUCACAACUGUAGAGAUGCAGUCUUUAAAUUCGCCAGGGCCACAAAAUCAGUUUGAAAAUAGCAUUAACAAUCCUUUGCAGGUACAGAAUUCUGAUGAUGGGACAAUGCAGCCAAAUGCACCCAUGAACAGGAGACAGGGUGAAUUUGGCGGAGGCCCUAUAAGACGUCAGCACAGUUUCCCUCCUGGGGGCCCAAAUCAACAGGGAACCCCUCAAAGCAAUCCUCCCGGUUUCAACUCCUCACCAGGGAACUAUCCCUCCCAUCCUGAGUACAUCUCCAGCCAGCACCUGUCAGUCAAUAAGCUUGGGGCCCUCUCUUUGGGGAAUUUAAACAAAGCAAGUACAAAAGACAGUGUGUUUGGCCAAAGCUGUCUGGCGGCUCUCUCCACUGCCUGCCAGAAUAUGAUUGCCAGUCUGGGGGCCCCAAACCUCAAUGUGACUUUUAAUAAGAAGAGCCAAAAUGAGGCCAAACGCAAACCAGGUCAGGUGGAGAAGGACAUAAAUAGCAGUGGCGGUGUUGGGGCUUGUGGCCCAGGAGCAGAGUAUUUCCAGAGCAGUGCUUCUCAGAAUAGUCAGACGCCUUGCUCUGGGAAUAACAACAAUGCAGCAGCGGGUCAAAGUGCUCUGGGCCAGAUGGUGAAAAGGGAAGCUGCCACCCUCUCCCCAGACAACACUGUGGAUUCUGGGAAUGAAGGCAAAGGAGCAAUAGGCAACGGCCGCGGGAGAGGGAAGAGAAGAAGGGACAGUGGGCAUAUAAGUCCAGGAAAUUUCUCCCCAUCAUGCAGUAGCAACCCUGUGGUUAGUCCAGGCCAGCAAGCAUCUUCUUUGGGCAUGGGUGCUGAAGGCCGAGGCAGGACACCUGAAAGCGUCCUUGUCUCCCCUUCAUUCGGAAAACCUGACCUUACAACCUCAGUGGAUAGUGGAAUUCAAAGCAUGGGCAAGUCUGAUGGCGUUUCACCCUGUAUGGAUUAUCUAGACGAUGCUAGCCCUAACUACGGCAAUGAGGAUGUUAGGACCAACAGAACCAGCAUGAAGUGCAGUUCGGACAAUAGGAGUGGCUAUCCUGACACGCCUUGCAUGGAACAGGUGAGGACGCCACUGGACAGUUCGGCCCAGGACGAGGUGCAUCCUCUAGAGAUUCUUCAGGCUCAAAUCCAGCUGCAGAGGCAGCAGUUUAGCAUCUCAGAGGACCAGCCACUUGCAGGAAAGACUGGCAAAAAGCCAGACUGCCAGUCUGGACUUAACGGAGACUGUGCCAUGGCAAGCUGCAGCCCAGAGCCUGGCAAGGGCACUGUGAAUACCAUUGACCUUGACUCUCUCAUGACAGAGCAACGUGCCACCUGGUAUGGCCCUAGCAACAAGGCUCUGAUAGAGGACUCUAGGAAUGGCAAGUGCAUGGGAUUCUGGGACAGAGCAAGAGGCCAGAGUGACAACAAAGAAGGGCAUGGGUAGGAUCACUUGUUGGAUAUCCCUCAAUGGCUCCUCCCUGAGUCGCCAAAGAGGUGCUGUUCAAGAUUGGUGUAGGAGUGGAGGAAAAUCUGAAGGAGCCCAGUACCUGUCUCUUCACUACACAGGGAGAUUGAGGGAUGAAGGAUCCACUAAAGCUCUCAUGGAGCACCCAAUAUUCAAAUUCAAACAUCCAAGAGCAGCUCCAAACACUUGGGGGUGGGGGUCCUUCCUGCCUGUUUCUACCUGACAGAUCACUGUGGUGGUUAGUCCUUUAUUUUUCGCUGAUAAUUGGAUAAUGUCUUCAUCAGGAACAGUGAGGCCACCGCCAUCUCACAGUGUGUGUUCAAUGCUGCUAGGAGGCCACACACUCUGAGCCUCUACUGGAAGCUCCAACAUAGAGACUGAAGACUGUGACUUAGGAAAGACAAGCACAUCAGAUUGGAAUCUUGGACAGCGUGGCCGAAUUGCUUUUAACAAAUAUUUUUUUAAUCCUUUUCGCCAUUUGUCCUCUUUUCUAAUUUUGUUUUGAUUACCUCAUUUUUUUAAAAAACUGUCACAUGAACAUCAGAAUAUUUUGAGGUUUUUUUUUUUUUUUAAAUGUAGAGACGUUGAUAAAAACCUAAAAAUAUUUCUCCUCAUUGAGCAUACAGAAGGACUUCUCUCUUGGUUUCUGGCCGUUUCAAAUCAUCCAAAAUCUUGCUGGAACACUAUUAUUUUCCUCUAUUUAUUUGAUCCAUUAGAUCAUUUUUUGAUCAUAAGCGAUGAACAUUUUAAAUAUAUAUAUUCACCACAUUUUAUCCAUCACAGAUGGAAACUUGGCUGUGAUAUCAAAUGUCUGUUUUGUCCCUCCUUCUGCUGUUUUAGAGUUAAAACAGAAACUAUUCACAGGAGAAGAACCACUUUCAGUAUUGUGUUAAAAACGCCUGGCAGUUCACUUUGGUCCUCAGUCCUGGAUUUUUCUGACUGUGGUGGGUCAACCUUUUGACUUUGAAAGGCCAGUGGGGGUUCCCUUCUCUCCCUCCUGCUUUUGGAAAUCUGAUAUGUAGGCUGAGCUCAUCCCUUUGUGGCGGCCUGGCCAGUGUCGGAAUGCCAUUGUUUCAAGCCGAUACUCUUCUCUAUUUGGGUUUUCCCCUUCACUCGGCCUUCAUUGACAUACUGAGCUUCUCCCUGCUUUUAAACUAACUGGUGCUGAAUAUGUUUGGCCAGACUUGGCAGCCUAUUCAAGCGGGGACAAUAGCCACUGACAAAAGACUUUUCCUUUUAAGAAAAUGGGUGUCCUUCUGGUGAUUCAAAAGAUCUUUAACCAGUUUAUUGGUGUUUGACACCUCAGUGUUUUCCAUGCUCUACCUCUUUCCGUGCUUAUGAUUUUAAGAUUUGUUUUUUUUUGUUUUGUUUUUGUUUUGUUUUGAAUUUGAAUUUGCUUUUUAGUCAUGACACAUCGUCUUCUUCUUUAAAAAGGCCCUUAACUUUCAUGUGGAUUUUCACAGUGUGAAACCUUUUGAAUGGACUUAUACACAUGCGGAAGUGGCUUUUGAAAUUAAAAGCAGUUGGCAUUGAAAGCCAAGAGCUUUUACUGCAAUAUUUACAAAGCUAAAAUGGUUUUCUUGUAGAAUGUAUAGGAAAUGUAAAUAAACUGUAUAGCAACUGUAUAAUAUGGAUUAAUUGAGAAAUAUGUUGUAAAUCAUUGUUUUCUGCACCUGACACUCAUCAAUAUAAAACGAACUGAGUGCAUUAAUUAUUUGUCCUUUGUCAUUUAUAUUCCAAUGUACCAUCAUUUAAAAAGUUUUUAUCCAAUGUUUUUAUUUCUUUAAGGGUCCAUGAAGGUUGAGAUACAGCCUGAGAAAGAGUGGGUUCAUGUUUACCCUGAACUAAUCUUAAACAGUGGGAAAAUAGUUUUGGAAAGCAACUGUGAAGGGGAAAGAGAGAGAGAGAGAGAGAGAGAGAGAGAGAGACGUUAUUUAGUGAAGUCAAGGGAUACUUUCAGUGAUGCCUGUGAACUGUAGCCAGGCUUUGAGGCGAGUGUAGCGUGCCUCAUUCAUACGCUUUACAUUAAUUUGCGAGCUACAGCCAUGAGAUAUUCAAAAACAAGCAAGCUAAACACAGCUAAAUGUUUGUUAUAUUUGUUUUGUGUGUAUAUCAGAUCAUCAGUGUGACAGGCUUUUAAAGAUGAUGGUGCAGCAUUGUGCAAACCCAAGUCGAAAUGUCUGCCACAACUGAAAGCUAGAUGAUGCAAGGUUUUUGAAAACCUCUCAUAUGCUUCUAAUUAUAGACAGUUGCUGCUAAAUGUACACCCUUUUCAGCUGUGUUACACCACUUCAUGAUCCUCCUUGUUAGGGCAAAUUGGGCUGCAUCAGGAAACAGACUUGUGUGCAGUGCAGAAAGAGUUAACGUUACGGUGUCCUCUGGCUCCCAAGGGUGACGCACAGUCUAAGAGACGGAAUCUUUAACAGGAAAAGCAGUCUGAAAAAUGUCCUAGCACAGCUAGGCCGAAGGUGCAUUUUCCUUGGCUGCCGCCAGACAUUCUUGCACUUGUUUUUCCAAUUUGCCGGGGCUGCAGCGAGACACUUUCCCAUUUAGAAAUGGCUGCAAAUUUCUGCCUUUGCUAGUUCAUAUUGUCAUCAGGGGACUAAUUUUCAGCUCUUUAUAAUUCUGUUUGCUCUAACCAAUGCCUAGAGAUAAGAUUUUUCAUGCUGCAAGAGUUGCAAAUGUACAUAUAUAUUUAUGUAUAACAUAUGUGGAAUUAAUUUGAAUGUAUAUAUGAGCAAUCCUAAGCCAAGCCAUUGAUUUAUAAUGCUUUACACUAAUACCUUUUCAUAUUUAAACUUUAUAUUUACUGUAUUAUGAUCACCUCAUAGUUCUGUUUGUCUUUGCUAUGCUUAUUUGAAUUACAAUAUUUAGAAAAACCGGUUUGUUGGAACAGAAAUAUAUUGGCAAAGCGUCUGAACCUUGCCUCCACCUUAAGCCCGGAAUAUUUGUGUAUGUUUGUUUUAGGAACAGAUCACUUUUCCAUUCUUCAUGUGUGUGUGUGUUUGCCUGAGUGCGGCCGCAUGGUUUGCUUCUUACAUACAUGUUAAUAUGCAGCCCAAGUGGCUACAACAUUAUAGGCCUUUGAGAGGACUGACAGUCUGUCCAUUCACUUGGCCCCAGAGUGGGCUCCACUAUUCAUGUCCGUGCCAUGGUGAGGAUCGCUGGAAAGAGGGAGAAUAGAGGAGGAUGAGGAGGAGGGGCACCUCAGUCCUUCCUUUCCUUCCAGAAUGGGAUUCUGCAAUUGGUGUGCAAAUGCCACUGGCUGCCCAAAGCCAGGCGAUCCCCAAGGAGCCAGUCAGUGGUGGGACGCUGGCUAGGGCCCUUCCUCGUGUCCCCUGAAUUUUUCAUAGGUCAGCCCACACAAUGCACACUUAAAUAGCUGGGCUGCACCGAUGGAAAUCAGCUGCGGGGAGCGAGAGAUGAGGAAGAGAAAAAAUCCCCCCACUGCACAAU